CACGAAUAGUAUAAAAAUAACUGACGUCGUGUAGAUCAAAUGUAGUUUACCAUUGAAUUUAAUUCAGUUAACAACUAAAUUAUUAAAUUUAGCCAAAAAAUCCAAAUAUAAAAAUAAAAUGGCAUACAAAAUUAUUGCUGUACUUGCAUUCGCUACCAUUGUAUCAGCUGGUGUUUAUCAUCAUGAUGAUGGUCAUCAUGCAGCUGUUGCACAUCAUGGACCUGUUUUACAUUAUGUUGCUGAUCAUGGUCAUCAUGAACAUCAUGACGAUCAUAGUGCCCCACAACCCUACGAUUUUAAAUAUGGUGUACAUGAUAGUCAUACCGGUGAUGUAAAAGAUCAACAUGAAACAGCUGAUGGACAUGGUAAUGUACAUGGAUCAUAUAGUUUAGUUGAUGCUGAUGGUUUUAAACGUACCGUAAAAUAUUCUGCUGAUCCACAUAAUGGUUUUAAUGCUGAAGUACAUCGUGAACCAUUAGGACAUCAUGCACAUGUUAUUGCUGCACCAGCAGCUCAUUACGCUCACGAUGAUCAUCACGGUCAUCAUCACCAUCAUUAUUAAUAAUGGAACUACCAAAAUUUAUUGACCAUAAUUAAUUUAUUUUAUUGUGAUAUAUUGUAUUUGUAAACGUGUAUUCUUGAGUUAUUUUAGUCAAAUAUGCCUAAAUUUUUUCUUUUUUCUUGAAAAAAAAAUUAAUAAAUUGAAUUAAAAUGUA
Condylostylus longicornis is the source of this 716-nucleotide messenger RNA. Its product is annotated as larval cuticle protein A2B-like. The transcript is spliced from 2 exons. The record is from RefSeq and is a predicted model, not a curated record. Lineage: Eukaryota; Metazoa; Arthropoda; Insecta; Diptera; Dolichopodidae. Gene Ontology annotation, cellular component: extracellular matrix. The coding region runs from base 119 to 562 and encodes 147 amino acids.